AUGGUCCAGUACUCAGUCCCGAGCAACUAUACCUUUUCUCCGUCCUCGGCUACUCCUCACCUGACCAUCAACCACGAUGUUGUUGCCGAUCUGGACUCAAGCAACGCCUUUGAGGGCCCGGAAAAGCUUCUAGAGGUUUGGUUUGCGCCCAGCGCCGAUGCUCUACCUGUCAAUGCCUCUCCUCUCGGUCUCAAGGCUGUCGACAAGGAGACUUGGGAGUCCAUGCUUGACAUGGUUCACUGCAAAGUUCUCUCCGUUCUCGAGUCCGAGACUGUCGACGCCUACCUCUUGUCCGAGUCGAGCAUGUUUGUCUUCCCCCACAAGCUGAUUCUCAAGACUUGCGGUACCACUACACUUCUUCUUGGUCUUCAGCGCCUUCUCCAUAUUGCUGCUGCCAAUGCCGGCUUCCCGUUUAGCAACGCCAGCUCCGUCGACAGCAUUCGCGCUGCCGCUACCCCGUACCGCGUCUUUUAUAGUCGCAAGAAUUUUCUCUUCCCCGAUCAACAGCGCGGCCCUCACCGCAGCUGGAAGCAGGAAGUCAAGUACCUCGACGAUAUGCUCGGCCACGGAAGCGCUUACAUGGUCGGCAAAAUGAACGGUGAUCAUUGGUACCUCUACCUAACCCCGCCCAACCAGGAGCUCACUCCCCCCAUCACGCCUCAGUCCGAGACCAAUGAGAAAAUCAUCGAAACCGACGACAGCCCGGAUCUUGGUCUCAUUGAGUCGAGCGGUGAUGAGCAUGUUGACGAGACCUUGGAGAUUCUCAUGACUGAUCUUGAUCCUGAGAAUGCAAAGCAGUUCUUCCUUUCGCACGCGAGUGCGGUCGCUUGCGAUAGGAUGGCUGCUGAGAACAAGGCUCGCUGCUCCGCAAUCCAUGAAGAUAGUUCUGAGCCGCUGGAUGAAGUUGACGUCUUCAGCAACGGAAGCGACUCUGACUUGCACGAUGAAGUCAACACGCCUGUGGUUGACGAGUCUCUCACCACCGAAGGCCACGCUCUUGGCACCGUCAUCUCUGACAACUGUGGACUGGCGAAUGUCUACCCUACCUCGGUCUAUCCCGAUGCCCGCAUCGACGCUUACCUUUUUAGUCCCUGCGGAUUCUCUGCCAAUGGUGUCGUGCCGGCCCCGCCCAAUGCGGACGGCGAAAGCAAGGCUUGCCACUACUUUACCGUGCACGUCACCCCUGAGGACGGUUUUUCCUAUGCUUCGUUCGAAACCAAUGUGCCCGGCGGACAGAACGGUCGUGACACUGCGGAAAUUAUUGAGCAUGUGGUUGACAUUUUCAAGCCGGGCCGCUUCAGCGUCACGCUUUUUGAAGCCAAGGGCCGCCGGGCCAACCCCUACGGCGCCGGUGCUGACCGAAUUCGCGGUCUCGCCAGCAAGCGUCUCGCUGACCCUGUCCCUGGCUACAAGCGCGUUGACCGAAUUGUGCACGACUUUGACGACUAUAACCUCGUCUUUCGUUUCUUCGAGAAGGAUGGCUUCGCAGGUCCAAGGGGUGCUCGUGUUGGGGAGGAGUAA
Beauveria bassiana ARSEF 2860 is the source of this 1521-nucleotide messenger RNA. Its product is annotated as adenosylmethionine decarboxylase. Gene Ontology annotation, cellular component: cytosol. Bases 1 to 1521 code for a protein of 506 amino acids. NCBI's taxonomy places the organism in Eukaryota, Fungi, Ascomycota, Sordariomycetes, Hypocreales, Cordycipitaceae. Gene Ontology annotation, molecular function: adenosylmethionine decarboxylase activity. The record is from RefSeq and is a predicted model, not a curated record. Gene Ontology annotation, biological process: spermidine biosynthetic process; spermine biosynthetic process. The transcript has a single exon.